This is a messenger RNA of Bursaphelenchus xylophilus (pine wood nematode), 3549 nucleotides long. NCBI's taxonomy places the organism in Eukaryota, Metazoa, Nematoda, Chromadorea, Rhabditida, Aphelenchoididae. The record is from the annotation of a GenBank genome assembly.
AUGAGUUCCGCAUCCGAUCCAGUGCUGGAAACUGACAUCGGACGAUUUGUUGGCACCCUGUUGACAUUCGAGAGUGGCGUAAAAGUUGAUGCUUUUUAUGGGGUUCCGUUCGCCAAGCCGCCGGUUGGACCACUCAGGUUUGAGGUAAGGUAAGUAAGGGGGAUUCAAGUAUCCUUAGUUUAAGGCCAAAGCGAAGGCAGUUUAUAAUCUCCUUUUAUUUCUUCUGCAAUUUGGCACAGCUUUCGAUAAAACGUAGUUGAAAACACUAGCAACUUUUAGAGACAAGGGGGAUUUUUAGGGGAAAAUGAAUUCAUUUAUUUACGAAUACUUGAAGAUAAUAGUGCCUGAAAGGCUCAGGAAAUGAAACAUGCUUAAAUUUGGUCAUACUAAGCUUAUAGAAACCCAAACCCGUUUGGCUACCGCAAGCUUAUUUUUGGCUUCUUCAAUUUUAUUUAUUCAAAAUGUCCGCUUUUUUGGCAGUAUUAAUGUCUCCGAACAGGAACAUAUGACCCAUAUGAACAUACGUUUCCUUGUUCACGUCGAAAUCACUUUUGAUUUCCAGAAACCUCAAGAUGCCGAGUUCGUCGAAGAAAGAGAGGCAAAAACGAUGCCGAAAGUCUGUAUCCAAGUGUUUUCUCCGUUCGAGCAAAGCGAAGACUGUCUGUACAUGAAUGUCUUCAGACCGCACGAGAAGGUAAGAAAGGGAAUUCCGCAAUAAACUUGAUAUUCCAUACAGAGUGACUCUGUCGGCUAUCCAGGCUUCUUCUAUAUUCAUGGAGGAGCAUAUCAGGUCGGAUACUCCCAUCAACAUACCACUGAUUAUGUUGCUGAGCACUAUGCUGGUCAAGGUAUGACGGUGAUCAUUCCUCACUAUCGUCUUGGAAUUUACGGUGAGCUAUUAGUAAAAAUAUGGAAUUUAUUCUUUCAAGGGUUUGCCGCAACCACGGAUAAAGCCAUCCCCGGCAACUACGGUCUUCACGAUCUCCAUCAAGCCCUCCGUUUUACUCGGCGCAACGCCAAAGGCCUGUAUUUGGACAAUGACAGGAUAACGGUUGGAGGGUAUAGUGCCGGCUCUGCUGCUGCCAGCGCGUUGUCAAUCAGCCCGUUGACGCACAAUCUGUUCAGUCAGGUCGUUCAGUUUAGCGGCUCCACUUUGGCUGAAUGGGCAUUCUCAAAAAGAGGUCUGGAAGUGACUGAUCGGGUUGUGAAAAUCUUGGGAUGCGCGGGCAAGGACGUGAAGGAGUGCAUGAAGAGCAAGACGGUUGAGGAGAUUGAAAACGCUGCGAAACAGGCGGUAAGCAACCCGUUAGUUCUUGAUUUUAGAGACUGGAGAUUGUUACAGUGGGGGACCUGAUCCAGUGGCAAAAAACGUACCAUUUUGCAUCCGGGAAGUAUCCAAAAUGUGGCAAAAUGCUUCCUUCUCGGAAAAACUUCGAUUCUCUUUCUCUUUUUUUGUGAGGGAAUGUGCGCCCUUCAAAACAAAGUUUUUUCACUUGGAGAGGGAGGUAUUUUGCGACAUUUUUUGAUACUUCCUGGUCAAAAUGGUACGUUUUUUCCCACCAGAUCAGGUCCCCCACUGUAGGAAAACAAAACAAUUUUGUAAUCGUCCUUCUUUUUUUAUAUUUUGACACUUGUUUUUAUCUAAUUUUUUUCGAAAAUGAAUGCUUUUUCAGCACGAGUUUGACGGCGAGAUCAACUAUUUCGACUAUUCGCCAACCAUCGACGGUGACUUUAUCCCGGUUCAUCCAUCAUUCCUCAUUUCCUCGGCCAAACCAAAGCCAACUCUUGCGUCGCUCAACGAAAACGAGGGUCUAUUGGGAUGUAAGUUGUUGCUGGAAUUCUUUUAAAAUACUAUCCUUCUUUUAUCAUCCAAUUAAUUUUAUUUUUGACCAUUUACACGCCGCAUGUAUUAGGGUGUCCCAUAAGUCUUGUGCAUUUUUGGGUCGUCGAUUUUUGCGAAUUCCUGUGAGCUUUCUGGCGCAUUACGAGAUAUGUUGGACAUACGGUUUUGAAGCUCAGAAAUUGCGCUUUUAAACCAUGUAUAUCAUGGCUGAAAAAAAUCCACCUGCUACCCGCCCUACCCCAAUAUUGUGCUAGAUAUUUAAAAAAUUUUCUUCCUGAUGUUAUAUCUUUUGCAGCGAUAUAUUAUUCCGGCGAGGGCUGGAAUCACGGACUGCCCAAAGAGAAGAAGGACAAUUUUACCGUCGAAGAUUUCAAGGAGCAUAUUAGAAACACUGUUGUGCUCAGAAAAUUCUUUGGCGAUCAGCACGAAGAAGCGGCCAAAGAGGUCGCCGAUUUUUAUUUGUCAACAGUGGAGCCGAAAGACCGCACCAAAGAGUUUCUAUUGGAUAUGUACGCAAAAGUAAGCAGCUAUGACACUUUUUAUGGCAUCGUUCUCAGCUAGAUAAUUCUUAAAUUUCAUCAAAAAUGUUUUUCAGGCCAUUGGCGACGUCAUGUUCGUGAUUCCUCAGCUCCGCGAGUUCCGGCAUAAGCUGAACUCGGGCUGGACCGUUUACAAUAUUAUGAGCACGUACAACGGGUAUAUCAAACGGAAUUUCCCGCACGUUGAGGUGCAAAAAACUACGCAUGGAAUGGAUUAUGAGUUUCUUUACGGUAGAGAGGCUUUCGGGAGAACGCUCGGAUUCACGGAGGAAGAUGAGCCUUACAGAAAGUUGCUGGUCGAUAGUAUUGUCAGUUUUGUCAAGACAGGGUGAGUCUUGCGUUGUUGGGAAAAUUGAGCCUGCCUGGCAAGGAAGAGAGCCGAAAAUUUGCGUGCGCCGAAAAAGGAUGAAUGAAAAAUUCGUUCUGAAGUGCAGAAGAGUUUGAGUGAAUUUCGAGCUCAGAUUUUGUUCAAACUUUACUAGUUUUCUCUGCAUAGCUUUAGGUCAAUUUCUGAACAUUUCGCCGUGUUCUUUUCAUUCGGGGCAGAGAUAUUAAAGGGCCCGUACAGCUACUUUGAAAAGAGAUUUUCUAGGCUUUGGGUGGCCUUCCGCUUUAUCGUUUGUUUUCGUGGCGGGACGCACCGAGACUUGAUGUAACUUUGUUUGAUCCAAUGUGAUGAAUAUUAGAUUACAAUACAUAAGAACGCCUCCCGAAGCCGAGAAAAUCCCUUUUCAAAGUAGCUGUACAGGCCCUAUAAAACGAACAGAACCAAAGUUUUUUGUGAAAAAUCUCGAAAAAAAUCUCAUUUUUGCGAACUUUCCACUUAAAAAAUUACGGUUGUCUCUGCAAAGCACAAGCUAAAAAUUUCGGAUUCCUCAUAACAAUAUUAUAUCUCAAUUCACGCCAAAAAUCAUCAUGAUCGGCUUGUCGAGUCUUCAGCAAUCUUAUCCAUGUCUUUUCAGCUCCCCAAAAAGCGAUUCCAACCCGAAUUUCGAAGCCAUUUCGUCGGCAAAGCCGUUGGUUUACACCGACCUCUCCAGUGAAGCAUUUGUGAAAUCGCCCUAUUUCGGUAGAGAAUUUGAAUUCUGGGACCAUAUGGCCGAGAAAUAUCGCUACGACCUCAUGUCCGGGACUUACAAAGAGGACAGAGAGAGGGUUGAACUUUGA